AUGAAGCUUUCGGCGGCAUUAUCUCUGAGAAGAAUUAUUAAUAGUUCCUAUCACCCAUUUCACGUUAUCCCCAAAGCUGAUCGAUGGCUAUCCAGAGAGAGACUCAACAGAUUCACAGCCUGGCAAUAUGCUUCUGAAAGAACCACUGUUAAAGGAGCAUAUAGAAAACAAGAUAAAAUAUUCAACUAUUUGGAAAUGCAAAGGCACGACGAGCCCCGAUUAGAGAAAUUCUAUGCUCAAGAAAGGGUUGAAGCUGCAUUGCAAGAGCACCAUUUCGAGUACAAGCAUUUUAGGAAUUUACUAGAGAAAGCUCACAUACUUCUCGAUAAUGUUGUUUUGUCUCAUCUUGCUAUUUACGAGCCUAGGACAUUUCAUAGCUUGGUAGCUCUGACAAAAGAAAUGGCAGAACGUGAAGGUCGAAGAGUCAUUCCGGAUGACAAUGAAUUCAAAUAUAAGGUACAGCUUGAAGAUUCCCUCUUCGGUGAGCCAUAUCCGAAAGCUAUUCAAUAUCCCAAAGGAGCAUCUGAAAAUCAUACUAAUAAGCCCAGGAAAUUGAAACCAGAAGAAUACUGA
This is a messenger RNA of Auanema sp. JU1783, 573 nucleotides long. Lineage: Eukaryota; Metazoa; Nematoda; Chromadorea; Rhabditida; Rhabditidae. The record is from the annotation of a GenBank genome assembly.